AACCUAAGUUAAUGGACAUGCGUAUUUUAUUGCAUCUUAGUGUCGCUGUUCUCCAGCUAAACAUCCUAAUCUGUGACUGUACAGGCGCCAUGACAGUGUCUCAUACGGAGACACACCGGACAGCGACAAAAACUGUGUGAACAGCUCCUGGUGCUGAGCAGUGUUUGGUGGAUAUAUUUCGCGGUCAUUUGCUUUAAAGAAACAUUUGCUAUGAUAAACGCCUUCAACGUAUAUUUACCUUUGACUUUUUCUGCACCAUCUGUAUUAUCUCACUGGAAAAGGGAUAUUUAAUUAGCGGUGCAACAAUGAAAAUGCGUAACACUGGAAAUUCUCGGACGAGGUAUGUGUCCGCACUUUUGUUUAUCGGUACAUUUGUGAACACAGUUAUUGCCGUAACUCAUUACUCUGUUCCCGAAGAAUUAGAGGAAGGGUCGGUUGUCGCCAAUUUAGCUUCCGAUUUAGGUUUGGACGUGAAGACUCUGAGCGGGAGGAAGAUGCGGUUAGACAUUAUAUCCAGCAAAAGAUAUCUGGAUGUGAACAAAGAAACAGGGGAGCUUUACAUUGUUGAGAGGAUUGACAGAGAGUAUCUCUGUGCGAUAAAAACACCAACAUGCUACCUAAAAAUGGAGGCUAUAGUGGAGAAUCCUCAGAGGAUAUUCUAUAUCGAAAUUGAAAUCAUGGAUAUAAAUGACAACGCUCCUCAUUUUCGACGGGACACCAUAAACUUGGACAUUAUGGAAUCAACCUCAUCUGGUGAGAGAUUCUCUGUUAAUAACGCCGUUGACCCAGACCUGGGAUCAAAUUCAGUUAAAACAUACCUUCUGAGCGAAAGUGAACACUUUGACAUAGAAAUUCAAACCGGGAGAGACGGAUCCAAAUUUGCUGAUUUAAUAUUAAAAAAGGGUUUAGAUCGGGAAAAGCAAGCCGUUCACAAUUUAAUACUCACUGCUGUGGAUGGUGGAGUUCCCACUCGCACCGGCACAGCCAGCAUCUUUGUUCGUGUGCUGGACACUAAUGACAACGCCCCAGCGUUCGAUAAAAAUCAUUAUGACGUUAAUAUAAUGGAAAACUCUCCAGUUGGAUCCCUUGUCAUUCAGCUGAAUGCUACAGAUUUAGACGAGGGGACAAAUGCACAGAUCGAAUACACAUAUAGUCUCUACACAUCAGAAAAAGCACAGGCUAUAUUUAACCUGAAUCCUUCCACUGGUGAAAUAACAGUGAAGGGACUGUUAAAUUAUGAAGAUAUUCGUAAUUAUGAAAUGGAAAUCAUAGCAACGGAUAAAGGAGCUACUAGUUUAUCAGGGCAGUGUAAAUUAAAAAUUUCUGUCGCAGAUAUGAAUGACAAUCAUCCAGAAAUUUCGAUCAAAUCAUUUCAUAGUCCGAUCAAAGAAGAUACUGCAGUAGACACAGUGAUAGCAGUAGUUAGUGUCAGUGAUAAGGACUCAGGUGACAACGGAGUAGUUGAUCUUCAUAUUCCAGAUAAUAUGCCUUUCAAACUGAGGGAAUCCUCUGAUAACUAUUAUGAGUUAGUGGUCUCAGAGCCUUUAGACCGUGAGAAGGUCCCAGAAUAUGAAAUCACUUUCACUGUAACAGACAGAGGUUCUCCUCCUUUAUCUGACAAUGAAACUAUGACUUUAGAGCUGCUGGAUGUGAAUGACAAUGUUCCACAGUUCCCUCAGUCAUUUUAUACUAUACGUGUAAUGGAGAAUAACGCACCUGGGGCCCUGCUCAGUUCACUCACUGCGUUUGACCCUGACCUCCAUGAAAACCAGUAUCUAGUUUAUUUCAUCCUAGAGAAGGAGAUAGCCAACACCUCCAUGUCCAUGCUGUUCUCCAUCAAUCCAGAGAACGGUAAUCUUUACGCACUAAAAACUUUUGACUAUGAGAUCGAGAAGGAGUUUCUUUUCCACAUCGAGGCCAGAGACUCUGGCUCUCCACCACUCAGCAGCAACGUGACCGUCCACAUCAUUAUUGUGGACCAGAACGACAACGCUCCGGUCAUUGUCUCUCCGUGGCGCGCGCACGGCUCAGUGGUGGAGGAAAAGAUCCCCAGAUCCACUGAUAAAGGCUCCCUGGUUGCCAAAGUGAUAGCCUUGGACACCGACUCGGUGCACAACUCUCGGAUUACCUACCAGUUUCUACAGGUGACUGACGCCACCUUGUUCAGUCUGGACCAAUACAACGGAGAGAUCCGGACUAUGAGGAUGUUCAGUUACAGAGAUCCGCGACACCAGAGACUAGUUGUUAUUGCCAAGGACAACGGGGAUCCUGCUCUCUCUGCUACAGUCACCAUCAAGCUGUCCACAGUGGAGACUGCUGUUAAGGCCUACUCUGACAUGACUGAGGUGCCUCUAGAAUAUGACAUCUUCUCAGACCUAAACCUGUAUUUGGUCAUCGGUCUGGGCUCGGUGUCAUUUCUCCUGCUGAUCACCAUAUUGGUCACCAUCGUGCUCAAGUGUCAGAAACCCAAGCCCAGCAAAGCAGCUCCUCCCUGCAGGAACAGUGUGAUCAGCGAGAGGAACUCCACCAUCGCAGACUCCACUCUGGUCUCCAACGAUGCCUACUGGUACAGUCUGUUUCUAGCGGAAACCAGGAAAGGAAAGCUGGUGGUCAGACAGCCUGUGCCAAAGGGCUCCAGAUACAUCGUGUCCAGUAUACCAAGGAGCACAGGAAUGUCAGAGACUAGUGAAUCAGCAGCUUCCACUCUGCAGGUAUGA
This is a messenger RNA of Thunnus maccoyii (southern bluefin tuna), 2717 nucleotides long. RefSeq names its product protocadherin alpha-C2-like. Lineage: Eukaryota; Metazoa; Chordata; Actinopteri; Scombriformes; Scombridae. Bases 306 to 2717 code for a protein of 803 amino acids. The record is from RefSeq and is a predicted model, not a curated record. Gene Ontology annotation, cellular component: plasma membrane. The transcript has a single exon. Gene Ontology annotation, molecular function: calcium ion binding. Gene Ontology annotation, biological process: homophilic cell-cell adhesion.